This is a messenger RNA of Tetranychus urticae (two-spotted spider mite), 3275 nucleotides long. RefSeq lists its product as uncharacterized. Gene Ontology annotation, cellular component: precatalytic spliceosome. The record is from RefSeq and is a predicted model, not a curated record. Gene Ontology annotation, molecular function: RNA binding; metal ion binding. Lineage: Eukaryota; Metazoa; Arthropoda; Arachnida; Trombidiformes; Tetranychidae.
GGACUAACUUGAAGAUGGGUGAAUUACAAUUCAUCUUUUCUAAGUGUGGUUCUCAUUGAAAUUUAAGAGCAAGAAUUAGCUCCAUGAAUUCAUUACAUGGAGGAAAUUUAAUGCAAGAGGCAAAAGUAUGUAAUGUGCAUAAUAGAUGUCGACACCAUGUUCAUAAAAACACAUUAGGUUUAGCCACGCCUGCAACGCCAUUUUCCGAGGACAGUUUCUGAGCCUUUGUAAACCAAAUGCUUAAACCAAACCAAACAAUCUAUUUUUCCUCUGGUUUUUUUGAUUCUGUUAGUUGUUACUGUUCAUAAGUUAAUUUAAUUAAUAUCAUCAUUAUCCCUGUAAUAUUGACUCAUUAUUAUGUCCACUACUAGUGGCUCCAGCCCUGCUUCCAUAACAUCUCCGAUUGAUACUGGUGACGAUUAUUUUGACAAAGGUAAUACUAGUGAACAGCAUAAAUUACCUGAUGAAGAGACAAGCAAAGACAAGGGAAAUCAAAAUGGAGAGGAGCUUGAUUUCGAGGAAGAGGACAACGAGUCUUUGGAGGAAGGUGAAGAGGAAAGUGAUGGUGAUGAAGGUUUAACGAAUGAAAACAAUGAGGACAGGAACAUUGGUAAUGUCGGUGACUCAAAAGAUGUUGAUAUCAAAGAAGUGCAGAGCAAAUCUAGGAAAAAAGAUGAGGAUGAAGAAGACGAAGACGGUGAAGUCAAUAGUGAAGAAGAGCUAGAGGAAGGCGAAGUAAAAGAAGACGAUGAUUCAGAAACCGGUGGUGCUGAUGAUGAGGCUAAUGGACAAAAGAAGACCUUUAAAAAGACUGGAAAUUUAACAUCCAACUCUAAUAAUCAAGCUAAAACUAGUAUUUGUCGAUUUUUUGCUAAAGGCCAAUGUACUUGGGGUCUGAAUUGUCGUUUUUUACAUUUAGCUGCACCAGUUGUUGCUUUACCAAUAAAACUACCAAAUCAACGAGGAUUUCCUUACCAAGUCGGACUCAAUCCCACUGGACUUCAUCCUACCGGUAUGCACCCAACAGGAAUUCAUCCAACCGGUGCUCACCCUACUGGUCCUCAUAAUGUCGCUCAUACAACAGGAGCUCAUCCCACUGGACAUCAUUCAAUACCUCGUCCACCGCUUAAUCGUCAUCAAGCUGCUGCUUUAGCAGGAACAACAAUUCACCCACCUCAUCCACCAUCAUCAUCACAAUCAUCAUCUAGUAAUACCGAUGCAGCUUGGGUUAGAGGCUUACGUAAUGCAAAGGAAAUGCUUGUUAAAGCGAACAAGAGGAAAGAAGAAGAAAGUGAUUUCGAGAAAAGAUUUAAUGCUACGGCUGAGGAUGAAGCUACAUCUCAUUCUAAACACUCUCAUCACUCAAGAGAAUCACCAGAAUCGGGAGAUUAUGGGGAUAGAAGGUCUGCUCAUAGUUAUCACGCAAGAGAAAGAGAAAAAAGAUCUCAUAGGGAAGGAAAUCGUAGAGACGAAACUAGGGAGGCUAGGGAGGCUAGAGAUAUAAGAGAAAGGGAGUCUAGAGAAACUAGAGAUAGAGAUAACCGAGAAAGAGAACCCAGAGAUGAGUACUGGAAUACUGAAUAUGAAAGGAGAAGGCGAUUAGCUUUCGAAUCAGCGCCUUGGAAUGAUGAACAAUCACCUCCGCCUGCUCCAACUAGAGGUAAUGUACGCCCAAGAGAGGCAGCUGAAAUGUAUAGAGACCCUUGGCGUCGGUCCAAAAGUCCACCAGCUAACAGGAGCGGUGGAAGGCGAGCAGAUGUUUCCACUGCUAGCAAAAGAAGUCAUAGUUUGUCAUCUAUUAGCGGCUCUGAGAGUGGCUCAGAAUUAAGUGGUUCUGAGUCAAUGUCUGGGUCAUCUUUCAGUGGAUCAGACGUAUCUUAUUCUGAUGCCACUGAAGCUUCUGGACGAUCACCUAGAGAGGGACGUCUGAAAUCAAAGUCCGGCAAACCAAGAUCACAUAAAGAUAAAACUCGGCCUAACCCUGACCAACCUGGGCAUCACACUAGUACUAGAGAUAGAAGUGGAACUAGUGGACAGCCUCCCAAAGCAGCCCAAGCACGUGAAAAAACGGGCUCCGUUCAAGUAUCAAAAAAUCGAUCAAAUCGUAGCUCAAUAGAUGAAGAAGCAAGUGGAAGCGGUCCAAGAAAAAAAUCUGGUCCAAUUCCAACGGCAGCUCCUAUUUCUAAACCAAGAAGAGAUUCCUGGUCAGAUUCAGAUUCAGGAUCGAUGAGUCAAAGUGAUAGUUCUCUGUAUUCUGGUUCAGAAAGUGGUGAAAGCGAUGCCUUUUCUGGAGGUAGUGAUGCACCUUUAGAAGACGAUAGAAGAACCAAAGGGUAUCGAAAUAGAAGGGAAGCUAAACCUCAUCCAUCAUCUACUAGACAAACUUAUGACUCGGUUAGAAGGGCGCCACAAAGAAGUAGAACCAGUGAUUCACCACCACCACCGCCAUCCUCAUCUUCCCAUCACUCUAGUAAUCCCAAAAGAAUGAAAAUGUCAACAAGUGCAAGCACAUCUUCCUCCUCAAACAGGGAAAAUAAUCCAAUGAAGAAUAGACAUUCCUCAACGAUACCUUCAGACGACUUACCAACAAGCUCACCUCAACAGGUGUCUAAAAAAUUGCUCCAUACACCUACUUCACCUAAUGAUGGUCCGAAAAAAAAUCCAAUUAAGAUGACUUUCAAAAAGAAGCAUUCAAAUUUGAGGACAGACCGGGUUAUAACUGCUAAAUUGAAUGGUGGUAAAAGUGAUGAGGAAAGUGGGGAGGAAGAGGAAUCGGAGCCAGUCUCUGGUGAUCCACAUCAACAGAUAUCACCUUCACCUUGCGCUGAUGCCGAUGAUUUUGAUGCAGAAGAUAAUGAAAUUGAUGAAGGAGAUAAAUCCAGCAUUAUGAAUGAUCCUUUAAUUGAUUCAAACCAUAGUGAUAAUGAUGAGAAUGAUUUUGAAGAAGGAGAAGAAUAUGAAAAUGAAAAUGAAGAUGACGAUGACGAUAUUGAUGAUGUUUCCCUCCAUCAAAAAGAUAAACAACAACAGAUUCAAAGAAUUUCCAAUUCAUCUUGUAAAUCAGAAAAGUCAUCUACAGUAAUAUCAACUCCAUCAACUUGCUCAUCUCCAAGUUCAACUAAAAAUUCAAAAGAUGGCUCAUCUCGACGAGAGCAUUUAUUAAAACAACUUGAGGCUGUAGAGGCUAUGAUUGCCAAAAAGAAAGCCAAACUCCAUUGAUUCAGCCAUCUUGUUAGGUUAAACUAAAAAAUUCAUAAAAAGUCUUUUAAAAUUCA